Messenger RNA from Oryza sativa Japonica Group (Japanese rice), 2448 nucleotides. The record is from RefSeq and is a predicted model, not a curated record. NCBI's taxonomy places the organism in Eukaryota, Viridiplantae, Streptophyta, Magnoliopsida, Poales, Poaceae.
UAUAGCAAACCAGUUAUAUGCUAGCUUUUGCUUAGCCCUGCCUAGUUAGAUUGCAUAAAACAUAAUGAACUUAGAUUGGGACAGUACGCAAGAUUUGGUUGAUUUCCGGGUGGCUAGUACUGUCUCGGUCGAUAUAAGUUUACCAAGUACUUAUGUCAAACGAACGAGUACGACCGCAGCUUCUAGAAUGGGGACAGACCUAGAUAUUAUGUUAAUUAACAGUGUGGUACCUCUGUACAGUGGUUCUUAUGUAAGUCCUCGCGAAGGAGGCAAAUAUAUGCCGCGAAGGGCAAAUGUGAUAUUUACCGAGGCGCAGGUAAAUAUCUUGAUUAUCGCGCGAUGUGUGUGUGAAUUUAUGAAAACCUGGUUGAGAUGACAUGGGGUCUCUCAUCCAGUUCUCUCUAAAAACCCCGGGAACGCCAGAACUCCUCUCGCUGCUGAUAACGUUACAUUCAGAGCGCAUGGGGAUUAGAGUUCAUGGAACAAGUGCCACAAUUGUUAAUAACCUAAUACUGGGCCAUGACUAAGCUAAUGAUUAUUGGCAAGUCGUGGACUGCGGGUAAAGCGUACAUCUACUGCAGUAUGAAUAUCCUUGAAUCUAUUCGAAUAGCCGUGCUCACGGAUUGAGCAUCGGGACUCAUAUGGUACUUUGGUUAGAAAUAUAAUUCAAGAUUUUCUUAAAUACUGUUGCAUAUCAAGCAUUUCAGGAUUUCUACCUCUUUAUUCUCAGCUUUCUGCAAGUAAACCUAGCUCUACACAGAUAUUACCAUUUCAUAUAUUCAUUAUUGGUUAAUAUAAUAGCUUGCUGAGUACGUUGUACUCACCCUUGCUUCAACCCCUCUUUUUCAGAGUUUAAUUGGAGUUUUUGCCGAAGCUGGGAGUUCAAUCACAUAAGUUAGUUCCCUUUAAACCUAAUCUUCAAGUCUAGUGUAGUUAGAUGGUUUAAUUCUAUAGUAAAACGGCAGAGUUGAGUCAUCGUAUAGCCUCUGCUGUAAUAGUUAGCCACAAACUUGUGAAUGUCCUAUUAUUUUAUAUAAAGAUAUCUCCUUUGAAGUCUUUACCAAAUGUAUGCGAUGAAGAUCCAGAUUGUUGAACCUGUAUCAAUCUACUGAUCCAGAGCUUGAUACAGUUAAACAUGUCGGUUUCUGAAUCGUUAGUUUUGGGAUCCGACAACUAUGCAUUAGACGAACGAUGGCGGCGGCCUAAGUUUGUUCAAAUUUAUAGUACUAUAAAAUGUUAUAUCUAAUUCUAAGUUUUUAUAUUUUGAGAUGGAGGGAAUACCAGUAUUUGGGGGGAAAAAAUUCUAAAGUGAAGUAAAGGUAAGAAAAAACGUGAAAAUAUUAGUUAAAGGGGUCUAAAAUAAAUAUUUGGUAACUAGAGGGACUAAAUCGAAAUUCACUCGAAAAAUAAACCCCUCCCUCUCCCCCAUCGUACGCAACGAAGCCGAUUGCCUAGAGGCGGUCUCGCCGCGCCGCUUCCCGUGGAGCCCAAGUGGUGGCGAGGGUUUCCGCCGCCUCUCGUCCGCCUCGCCGACCUCGGACCCCGGCCUCCAUCCUCCUCGCCGACGACAGCCAACGUGUGCCGCUCCCCUUGGAGCCCAAGUGGCGGCGAGGGUUUCCGCCGCCUCUGCUCCGCUCGCCGGCGACAGCCCCAUGUUCUCGAUCGCCGUCCCCAGGUCCGCUUCCGGAAUCUCAUCCUUUGCGGGCUGCUACUGCUUCGCGCGUCAAGCCAUCACCAGCUGCUCCCUCCGUCUCCGGAACAACAAUAUUCUCUCCGACUGCUCACGACGGGAGAGCGGCGCUUCGGCGACGGCGAUCCCGAUGGAGGAGCAGCAACAGGAGGAGAACAGCCCAGUGCUUUUCCGCCAAAAUGCAAAUUCUUCUCUUGGCUUGCUACCCAGAAUAGGCUAUGGACGGCUGACAGAUUGGGGAAACAAGGCUGGCGAAAUCAAAAGGUUUGCCCCCUCUGCCGCACAAUCGACGAAUCAGUGCUUCACCUUCUGGCCAAAUGUAGAGUCACUAAGAGGAUUUGGACAGAAAUCCAGAGAUGGGCGCAUACUGACCUUCAAAUGGACAAAUGAAAUGACUGCCCCUCGAUCGAACACUGGUGGAACCUCGUCGUUGAAUCCCCCAACACCCCAAGAGCCCCUCUGCGAACUCUACUGAUGCUAGUCACCUGGGAGAUCUGGGGGGAGCGUAAUGCAAGGAUCUUUCGAAGCACAGCCUCAACACCAGCCUCAAUUCUUGCAAAGAUCAAAGAGGAAAGCAGAGCUUGGGUCAAAGCCGGAGCGGCUAGGCUGCAGGAGUUCGGAUUUUUGGGAGAUAUCACCUAAAGAACUUCUCUCCUGCGGGCCGGUCUUCUGACUGGCCCUGUACAUACUUUGUAUAAUUUUUUCCCUCUCUAUUAAUAUAUGAGGCAAAGCUUUUGUCCUCCUUUCAAAAUAAAAAA